GGUUGCUAUCAGUAAAACAAAAUAAAUCAUCUGCCCGAUGGGACAACCACAGAACAGGCUCAAUUUGCGCACAUCCACAAUAACUUGAACAACGCGUUAGGAGUUAAACUGUAAGCCAAUAGUUAAGCUUCUCCAAGAGUGCAAAAACAACAAAGUCAAGGUAAUAAAAGAGAUAGAGGCGUCAAGUUCUGCUCUAAAGCGUCACAUAACGAGCUUUAACGCUCAUAUUCGACAUGGAAAUGGAAACCAUAUCAACAUUCGCUAAGAAACUUUGGUGUGUCAAGAAACAACUUAUUCUUUUCCUCACUCCACUUAUUCUUCUCCCGUUACUUUUUGGGCUACCGGAAAAGGAGGGGAAAUGUCUGUACGUGGUGCUUCUAAUGGCUGUGUUCUGGUGCACAGAGACACUUCCCUUAGCUGUCACUGCCAUGCUACCUGUUUGCCUCUUUCCAACCAUGGGAAUUCUUCCAUCCAAAAAAGUCUGCCCUCAGUACUUCCUCGAUACCAAUUUUCUCUUUCUCAGUGGUCUUGUUAUGGCAUCAGCUAUUGAGGAAUGGGGUCUGCAUCGCAGAAUAGCUCUGAAAGUUCUUAAGAUUGUUGGAGUCAAACCAGCCUGGUUGAUUUUGGGAAUGAUGAUCACCUCUGCCUUCCUGUCCAUGUGGCUCAGUAACACCGCAACAACGGCCAUGAUGCUUCCCAUUGCUAACGCCAUCCUGGAGAGUCUCUUUGGAGACCUGGCCACUCUGAAGGAAAACUGUAAGGUGAAAGACGAGACAGAGGGUCAAGCACGAGUAAAGCUGCAUGCACUGCCCUCUGAAAAACAGAUAUUGGCUAUAGACGGACCUGAUCGGAUGGAGCGUUCAGAUGGGAGUACUGCAGAGGAGAUCAGGACAGAGUCAGAGUACCAGAUGAAGGUGUGGAAAGGCUUCCUGAUAUGUAUCCCGUACGCUGCCAGUAUCGGAGGGACUGCCACCCUGACAGGCACUGCACCAAACCUCAUCCUCAUUGGACAACUUAAGAGUUACUUCCCCGAGUGCGACUUGAUCAAUUUUGGCUCUUGGUUUGCAUUCGCAUUUCCUCUCAUGGUGUUCUUCCUCAUCUUGGGAUGGCUAUGGAUUUCUUUCCUCUACGGGGGCUUGAAUACACGGUUGUGUGUGAAGAAACAGGACGAAAGAGCACAAGCAGAGGCGAAGGCUGAGGCCGUGAUUGAUGAAGACUACAGAAAACUAGGCCCCAUAAAUUUUGCAGAAGGAGCCAUCGCAUUCUUUUUCAUUUUGUUUGCCGUUCUCCUGUUUACAAGAGAUCCUAAAUUUGUAACUGGAUGGUCAACGUUUUUCAACAAAGGGUAUGUCUCAGAUGCGACCACUGGAGUGAUCAUUGUGUCAAUCCUAUUCUUCUUCCCUUCCCAAAAGCCCUCUCUUAGCUGGUGGUUUGAUUCUCAAGCACCAAAUACUCCAUAUGUUCCUCUCCUAUCAUGGAAGAAAGCACAGGAAUGUGUCCCAUGGAAUAUCAUUCUGUUGCUGGGUGGAGGCUUUGCCAUGGCCAAGGGAUGUGAGGAGUCAGGACUGGCGGCGUGGAUAGGAGCCUACCUCCAGCCUAUUGCCCAGGUCCCCCCUGCUGUGGCCGUCAUGUUCAUCACAGCUUUCCUGGCCUGCUUCACAGAGUUCGCCAGCAAUACCGCCACCAUUAUCAUAUUCCUGCCCGUCAUUGCUGAACUGGCUAUGUUUGUCAAGGUGAAUCCUCUUUACUUCAUGAUACCUGCGACAACAGGAUGUUCAUUUGCCUUCAUGUUGCCAGUCUCCACCCCUCCCAACUCCAUUGCCUUUGCAUCUGGCCAUCUUUUGGUGAAGGACAUGGUGAAAACGGGCUUUGUGAUGAACAUUUUGGGCAUUUUAUCAGUUUCUCUGGCCAUGAACACUUGGGGUCGUGCCAUGUUCAGUUUGGAGACUUAUCCAGACUGGGCUCGUCCAGUCAACAUGUCCAGUACUGUCACAGAUAUACAGUUCCCCCCCAUCCCACCUUUCAACCUUACUAGUUUGUGAUACACUGCAUACCGUAGAUCUGAAGCUUAUCCAAUACAAAGUAUUACACGGUAUUAUAUAGUAAAUACUUGAGCAGCAUUUCUGAAUAUGUACAAAAGUCAACUAUAGAUUUGGGGAGCAUUAGCUGUUACUUUAAGUUAUUUAGCCUAUGGUGUGAUGGCUAUACCAUGUUGCUAAUGUACUGUACACUUCUAGAUUUUGCCAUUUGCCUACUGUAUACUAUAUGAGUUUAGAUUUUUUUUGUUCAGGCUCUCAUUGUGCUCUACUUCCUCUGUCGUGUAGAUUAUACUAAGUUCUAUCAGCUAAUUUUCUUGCUUGUCACAUGCCACGAACCCCUGGUCUCCCAGAUGUGUCCAAUGUUAUGUCCUGGUUUGUUUUAGGUCCCCAUGCCAAGUUUCCAUUUGAAGUUAAUUUGUUUGUGCAGGGCAGGGGGUGACAGAAUAGACAGUGGUUGGUCUGUCUGUUGUUACAUUCUCUUCCACAGUUAUACAACAAGUCGUGUCGGACACCGUUUUUGUCCAGACACCGGUGAUGUCUGUGUCAUCAUUCUGUCGCUAUGCUUGCUGAAAUGACUUGCAUCUUAGUGACCUCUGCUGGUCAGUGUGCCACUUUGCGAGUGCCUGUCUCAUUCGUCACUGUAACAUUCCCUAGAUAGUGUUUGUGAGGAUAAUCCUUAUUGAUUAGGGUGUUAGCAGUCUGCUUGAUGAUAAUAGACCCAAUCCAUUUCAUCACACUGAACGCUCAUUCUCCAAGUCCGCCACCUACUAGUAAAUCACACUUGAACUCGAUCCCCCAUUGAUCUUUAGUUGUAUAAUCUGUGACUGUCUUGACGCACAACAGGAGUUUGUGAAUUAUUCAUGAAAAAUACUUACCUAGCCCAUGGGGUCACUGGCUGCACAUGUUUUAACACAUUCUAAGUUACACACAGAAGGUCAUUUUAACUUUUCAUCAUGUCUUUAAAAUCCAGAAAUCAUGAUUUUCUGAUCUUAUUUCAUUUGAAGUAAUCAUUAGAAAUGUGGUACGUGGAAAUCUAAUUAACAAUUUUCUACCAUAGUUUGUAUUUUGUGUAGUACGUUUAGGUUUAUCAAUGCACAUUUUGUAGCUUUGUUAUUUUCUUCAUACUGCUGUUGUACCAAA
Salvelinus sp. IW2-2015 is the source of this 3179-nucleotide messenger RNA. RefSeq names its product Na(+)/dicarboxylate cotransporter 3 (gene slc13a3). The record is from RefSeq and is a predicted model, not a curated record. Gene Ontology annotation, molecular function: succinate transmembrane transporter activity; citrate transmembrane transporter activity; sodium:dicarboxylate symporter activity. Gene Ontology annotation, cellular component: membrane. NCBI's taxonomy places the organism in Eukaryota, Metazoa, Chordata, Actinopteri, Salmoniformes, Salmonidae. Gene Ontology annotation, biological process: citrate transport; transmembrane transport.